AUGGACAAUGCUAGUAACUCAAGAACUGCAUUGGGCGACGAGAACAUAUCAUUUGGGACUCUACUGGCCUCGAUAGGUACGGGAGCAGCUGCAUUCGGUGUACAGUUCCUACUGUUUAACUUCUUCCGGUUACGAUUGAAGAGAAUAUAUUCGCCCAAAACAUAUCUCGUACCUGAAAAAGAGAGGAUUCCCGAUGCACGUCCCGGCAUAUUCGGCUGGGUCGUAUCAAUAUUCAAGACCUCUAAUAUGGAAUUUAUAGAGAAAUGCGGCCUGGACGCCUAUUUCUUUCUUCGCUACCUCCGCAUGCUUCUCAAGAUAUUCGUUCCCGCAGCUUGCGUAUUACUACCUAUCCUUCUUCCGAUCAACAGCGUCAAUCUGAAAGAUAAACCUCACAGCGGCGUGAACAAGUUCUCCGUUUCAAAUAUUGGCGCAAAUGAUCAAAGCAGAAAAUGGGUGCAUCUGGUUGCCAUCCUCUGUCUGGACAUUUACAUUUGUUACAUCAUGUUCGGGGAACUACGGGGCUAUAUCCGUAUACGUCAAGCCUACCUGACUUCUCCACAACAUAGGCUGCGAGCAUCAGCCACGACAGUUCUAGUCACCAAUAUCGGAAGGAGAUGGCUGACACGAGAAGCCCUUGAUGGACUUUACGACGUCUUUCCCGGUGGUGUUCGCAAUAUAUGGAUCAAUAGAGACUAUGGGGAACUUGAUUCGCUGGUUAGUGCCAGAGAGAGCAUAGCCUCUGAUCUUGAGAAUGCUCAUGCGAACUUGAUUGAAGCUGGCCACGUAGAAUUCUACAGACAAUCGAGCAAGACGUCCGGAGUUUCCCCGGCGGACAUGGAUGUGCAUGAAGAACCUGGGAUGAGUACGGGCAACCCUCAUCAGAUUGCGAAGACUCUCGACGAAGCGCUCGGACGCGAGGGCUCCGGAUCAUUCGAGAAUGUAGGAAAGACAUUAGAAGCAAAGAAGAAGAAUGACCUGCUCUCAGACGUGGCGGGAGGCUUUGGUGCUGUCGGCCAGGGGCUGGGUCGCGGAGUCGGAGCGGUGGGUCAUGGCGUUAAUCGAUUUGGCCACUAUGUCCGUGAGGGAGUUACUGAUACAUUUACUCGUGGAAAGGGGAACGGACUGAACGAGGAUGCGACUGAAGCUCCCAUCGAAAAAGAUCUGCCCAAUGUAGAACAGGGGUCAACCAGUGGUGCGGCUAGAGAAUCAUCAGGUUCGAACGAUUUCGCCCCAAUACCUGCAGCGCAAGAGCAGCCAGCAGAAGAAGAAUCAUACCCCAAAAGAGGGCUUUUUGGAAACAAAAGCUUCAAGUCGCAACACCAGGGUGUGCAAUCCCAAGUACGCGAAGGAGACGAGUAUCCGCUGCAUGAUCUCAAACUUAGAACGUCUGGAGAAUCAACGAUAGAUACCAAGACGAAAAUUCCUGACGCCAAGCCCACUCAAAAGAAAAGCGGCUUCUUGGGAACUGUCGUUGGUUUCUUCGUCAAUUCUUUGGAAGAAGAAAUGCCCACCAAAAAGGAACUUAUAGAGCUAAGCAAGGCAGAAACCGAGCGCCGGCGUCGAUACACUGCAGAAUUAAAUCCCCCAUGCACCAAGUACGUCAAGGAGAGCGACCGCCCAACCACACACGUGCACCCUUCGCCGUUGUUAAACUGGAUACCAAAAGUUGGCACCAAAGUGGACUCUAUUGACUAUCUCACUGUUGCCCUCGCUGUGUAUAACAAACACAUUGAGAGGUUCCAGAGUGAUCCCGAGCGGUUUCCAUUGAUGAACUCUGCGUUCAUUCAAUUUAAUCAUCAAGUCGCCGCACAUAUGGCUUGUCAAUCGCUGAACCAUCACGUACCGCUUCAGAUGACUCCCAGGACAGUUGAGAUCUCCCCUGAUGACGUACGAUGGGACAGUCUUUCAACGCCAUGGUGGUUCUCAUGGAUCAAGACAGUCCUUGUUCAAGCAGCUGUUGUUGGUCUCGUGAUCCUGUGGGCGUUUCCAGUGGCGUUCACUGGUGCUCUUUCCAACCUUGACGACGUUGCAGAUACAUAUUCCUGGCUCGACUUCGUCAACUCAUGGCCAAAAGCGGCCAAAUCGCUGAUACAGGGUAUCCUUCCCCCUGCCUUACUGGGUCUCUUACUUGUCCUGCUACCUCUCAUCCUUCGGCUACUCACUGCCAUACAAGGUAUGAGGACUGGAAACGAACUCGAACUAAGAGUCCAACUCUAUUAUUUCGUUUUCCUCUUCGUUCAAGUUUUCCUGGUCGCCACUUUUGCCACAGGUAUCUCUACGAUCCUCGAUCUGUUCUCAGGCGACACAACAGUGACGAGCAUUCCCAACAUCCUCGCCCAGCAGCUCCCACUGGCAGCUAAUUACUUCUUCUCCUACAUUGUCCUACAAGCGCUUUCAGUGAGUGCUGGCGCCAUCCUACAGGGCUUCAACAUUUUUAUGAUGUAUUUGUGGAGCCGAUGGUUUGAUUCUUCGCCACGGUCUUUAUUCAAUAGGUCGACAAAGCUACCAAGCAUCCAAUGGGGAACAUUCUUCCCUGUGUAUACCAAUUUUGCCGUAAUUGGCAUCGUUUAUUCUGUCAUCGCCCCACUCAUCCUCGUGUUCAUCACUAUCACCUAUGCUUUGUUCUGGGUCGUUCACCGGUAUAAUGCACUAUAUGUGAACAGAUACAUCAACGAUACCGGCGGUCUGCUAUUCCCUCGAGCUGUGAUUCAGCUAUUUACAGGUCUAUACACUAUGCAUCUCUGCUGGUUCGGUCUUUUCCUGCUUGCACAAGACGCCCAAGGAAAUCAGGUCUGCAUUCCACAAGCUAUCAUUGUCGUCAUUCUUGCGGUCCUACUUCUCCUUUAUCAAUUAGCUCUCAACAAACACUUCAGCCCUCUGUACAGAUACAUCCCUAUCACGAUGGAAGAUGACGCUGUGGAACGGGAUGAGGAAUUUGCUGCUUUACAAGCUCGCCGACACGACGGCGAAGAGCUUUCACCUGACGAACGUAGAAAAUUGGAGGGCGAAAACCUUCAAUGGGUGCUUGAACAUCGCGAGCGCAGGGAGGAGGCGGAAAACAAGGCUCUCGAGGAGGCAGAAAGCAAACGUAUUGAAGCUCUUAAACAGGGGCACCAACUGCCCGGGUCACCCAAACUCUCAUCGUCAGACCUGAACCUCUCACCUAAGGUGAUCGGCACUGGUCGCGAGCGCAAGCCAUCAUGGACCUCAAGAUCUAGCCAAAGGUCGUCAUCUAACGUGUAUCACACAGCACAUACAGAUAAGACCUUGGCCAGAGAAGAUGCAAACGAGCCCGACGGGGCCUUCUCACGUGUGGACAAAGCUAUCGGUGAAUCACUCGGCUCUGCUGUCGAUGGCGCCGUCAUGUCCACCGCGAAGAUCGCCCGUCGCGUAGCACAUCAUCGCCGUGGAACUGAUGCUCUUGCAGAGGAGGAAGCUGACGUCGAGGCGCAAAAACCUGUCGAAGAGCGCUAUUAUCACGGCAUGAACGAUGAAUUAGAAGACCUUACUAGCGAAGAGCGCGAUAUUUUGGUCAAUAAGGCGUUCCGACAUCGCGCGCUGCGAGCGACGCGGCCUGCAGUAUGGAUACCGAAAGACAAGGCUGGUAUUAGUGAAUUUGAGAUCAAGCUUGUUGCAUCAAGUGAGGAGUUGAGCCAAUAUAUUUGGAUUAGUAAUGAGGGAGCUGGGUUGAAGAGAAAUGGGAAGGUGAAUCAGCAGACGCUAAUGCGGCCGCCAGAUUUCAAUGAAGAAAGACUGAUUAAGUUGUGA
Molecule: messenger RNA, 3768 nt
Organism: Pseudovirgaria hyperparasitica
Lineage: Eukaryota; Fungi; Ascomycota; Dothideomycetes; Acrospermales; Acrospermaceae
Product: DUF221-domain-containing protein
Exons: 3
Coding region: 1-3768 (1255 amino acids)
Cellular component (GO): plasma membrane
Molecular function (GO): calcium-activated cation channel activity
Source: RefSeq, a predicted model, not a curated record